Messenger RNA from Pediculus humanus corporis (human body louse), 1554 nucleotides. RefSeq lists its product as uncharacterized. The record is from RefSeq and is a predicted model, not a curated record. The transcript is spliced from 10 exons. Bases 1 to 1554 code for a protein of 517 amino acids. NCBI's taxonomy places the organism in Eukaryota, Metazoa, Arthropoda, Insecta, Psocodea, Pediculidae.
AUGGCAGGAAAAAAAGGUUUAACAGCACAGCUUCAAGUUGAAGUUAAUAACGAAGAAGAUUGGGAAAAACUUUUAUAUCGUGAAGGUUUAAUUGUUGUUGAUGUUUAUUCGGAAUGGAGUGGGCCAUGCAUUGGAAUGACUGGAAAUUUAAAAAGAGCAAAAGUCGAUUUCGGUGGUGAUGCUUUACAUUUAGCAAUUGCAAAAAAUGAUGAAAUACAAGCGUUGUCAAGAUUUAGAAAUAGAAGCGAACCCACUUGGUUAUUUAUUGCGGGGGGACAAUUGGUGACAUUAAUAUUCGGAGCAAACGCGCCUAAAUUGAUAAAAACAAUAGAUACAGAAAUUAAAACGGAAUUAAAAGUUUUAAGAGGGGAAACAUGGAGGAGAGGAGUUCCUAUCGAUGAAUUAUGCGAAGAAGAACGCGAACGAUUGGAAACGUCGGAAAAAUUAAAAACGGAAUCGGAAAAAAGAGAAGCUGAAAAAAGAUUAAAAGAAAUCGAAGAAAAACGUUUUAAAGCUUAUCAUUACAUGUCCGAUCAACUUUUAUACGAAACCGUUAUUGUUUGUUUUCCUCAUACGAUACAUCCAGAAUAUGGUUUAACAAUAGCAACAGAUAUAGAAAUGCUUUGCCGCGCACUCUCCAUGUACAUAACUCAUCAAGUUAAAUUUGUUAUAACGAGAGAAAUUUUCGACGAAGUUUUUUAUCGCGGUAGUUUAGAACCCACUCCGGAUCUUUUAGAAGAUUUAUCACUUGGACCUUGCGUCAUAAUGCUUAUUAAAUCUCAAGUAAUUGCCGCACCCGGUCAAGAAGGUGAAAAAAAACAUAACGAUAUUGAAAAACUUAUUUGUGAAGCACUAAAUGGAGUUACAAUAACGGAUGAUGAAGAAUUGGUUAUUCCUCAUCCUCAAAGCAUACCGGGAAAGAAUUUAUACGUUAGAAAAAUAAAAGUGGAUGAAGAAGAAUACGAGGAAGAAGAAAUGCACGAAGAAACGACAGCAGUACCGGGAUGCUGGACCCCCGCGUCUUAUUUAACAAAAUGUGCUGCUGUUAAAUAUUUCUUCCCGUUAAGAGCUGAAAAGGUGAUGGCACCAGAAGAACCAUCAAAUCCUCCGAAAGUUGUCAUCGCUUUUGAUGUAUACAAACAAAAAGAAUGUUUUGAACUCGUUGAAGAAUAUCACGAUGAUAUUCUCCACACGGGAUAUUUUACCAGUGUUGAUCCCGAAACGGCUGAACAUUUAUGUAACACACCAGAACAAUAUGCUAAAUUAGAUCAUAAUGAUGCGUAUAAGCUUGUUUUUGUCGUGAAAAAAACAAAGAGCGAACCUUUACUUUCACUCGCUGGUCUGGGAGCAGUUUAUGUAAGUGCAGAUGAAAAAGUUGGCAUGGCUGAAGCCGAUGCAUUUUUCCCUCCCGGACACGUUCCCAGAUUUCGUAAACUGCAAGUGGAAGAGGUAGUGGAAGAAGAAGAAGAAGAAGAAGAAGAAGCCGACGAGACUGAAGAACAGGAUGAAGAUGAUUUGAUGGCUUUAUUAGGCAUGACUCCUGUUACGGAAUAA